Pelecanus crispus (Dalmatian pelican) is the source of this 694-nucleotide messenger RNA. The record is from RefSeq and is a predicted model, not a curated record. Lineage: Eukaryota; Metazoa; Chordata; Aves; Pelecaniformes; Pelecanidae.
UUCUGUGCAACAUCCACACUGCUGGCAUCAAGAACAGGAAUGUAGAACCUGGAAUGAUUCAGAUUCUUUUGUGUUUGAUGAAUAUCAAUGUAGACAUUUAGACCAAUGGCUGGAGAGCUCUUCAACACUAGAAGAUUCUAGGCCUCUUUCUAGUUGCCCUGACUGGGAAGGUAGAAUUGAAGAAGGCAAAACAAUGAGGACAUCAAAUAAAAAAAAGGCAAAUUCUGUUUCAAGUGAUUCUGCUAAUCCAGCUGAAAGGGAAACAGAUGAAGUGGUUCUGAGGAGAAGACAAAAACAGAUCAAUUUUGGAAAGAAUACCCUUGCAUAUGACAGAUACAUUAAGGAAGUUCCAAAGAAUCAGCGAAUACCAGGAGUUCAUCCUAGAACUCCCAACAAAUUUAAGAAGUACAGCCGUAGAUCCUGGGACCAGCAGAUCAGGCUGUGGAAGAUAGCACUGCAUGCCUGGGAUCCUCCUACUGAAGAAACCUGGGAUCUGCAGCCAGUUUCCUGUUCUCCCGAUUCUUCCCCGGUAUGGAAACGCAGAAAAAGAAACAAUUCUGACUCCUCUGUGGUUUCAAAGAGCAAAAACCAUUAUGUGCAUAUGUACCACACACUGGAAAGUCUUACUGAAUCAGGACAUCAGGAGGCUUUUUCAAAGUGCUCAGAGUGGGAAGCCUUUGGUGAAAAUGACGAA